AUGGCAGAUAAUGAAUUGAAAAGAUGCAUGAAAGAGCCAGGAUACACAGAAAAUGAUUUAAUUAAUAUAUGCGUAUUUGAUAGAAAUCAGAGUAGAAAGUGUGUGGUUGAUCUGGGAAAUAAAUGCAAGGAUAUUGAUUUCGGUGAUAUUAGUGAAAGCAUUCGGAAGCUGCAGUUUAUAACUUCGAAUUCAUAUAAACACGCAAUUCUUCAGGAGCUUCUUGGAAUUCCUGUAAUGCAAGUGAAGCUGGAUAUUGAAGAGAUUCAGGGCAGCAAAGAAGCAAUAGUUGCAGAUAAGUUGAGAAAGGUGUGUCAUCUUGUGAAUGAAUGUAACAUUGUGAUUAUAGAUGACACGAGCAUUCAUAUUGAUGGACUGUACGGAUUUCCAGGACAGUAUGCGAAAGACUUUCUUAGUAUUGGGAUGAAGAAGGUGAUUGAUGUUGCAAAGAAGGUUGGAGAUUUAUGCAGAUAUUCUACAAUUAUUGGACUUGCAUAUGCACAUGAAGGAGAUAUUGUUAUGAAGACAUUUGAUGGAGAGGUUACAGGGCGGAUAGUACUGAAAGAGGCUGUUGAGCCAAAGUUGUUCAGGGAUGUGUUUGUUGCAAGGGACGAAGAGUAUUUUGAUGUACCUGAUGGGCUUGCAGGAAUAAAAAUAGGACGAUACAGGGCGGUUCAGAAGAUGCAGCAGUAUCUGAUGGAGAUGAAUAUCUGUAUAAGAGAAGAACAAAUGCAGUUUGAAAACAAGCCCCUAAGUGAGCAGGGCAGGGAUGAUUGA
Molecule: messenger RNA, 774 nt
Organism: Ordospora colligata OC4
Lineage: Eukaryota; Fungi; Microsporidia; Ordosporidae
Product: HAM1 domain-containing protein
Exons: 1
Coding region: 1-774 (257 amino acids)
Biological process (GO): nucleoside triphosphate catabolic process
Cellular component (GO): cytoplasm
Molecular function (GO): nucleoside triphosphate diphosphatase activity
Source: RefSeq, a predicted model, not a curated record